Sphenostylis stenocarpa is the source of this 915-nucleotide messenger RNA. The record is from the annotation of a GenBank genome assembly. NCBI's taxonomy places the organism in Eukaryota, Viridiplantae, Streptophyta, Magnoliopsida, Fabales, Fabaceae.
AUGUUUAUAGGAUAUUUUCACAAGAGACAUGUCAGGAAAUCAGGUGGCACAAGAACUACUGGAAGUACCUAUUCAUGUCACAGAUGUCAUGAUGAGUUGCAUGUAAAGACUAAUACUACUAAAAGAAAAGUUGACUCAAAACUGCAGGAGAUUCAAGGGAAUAAACGUAAAAAUGGGCCUUCAGUUUGUAAAUCAGUAAACCUCAAGGGUAACAAGAAGGCAUUGAGUAAGGUACGACAGGUAAGAUCUCGAAACAGUAAGAUUAUCCCAUCAAGUAUACCUCUUCGCCGCUCUACUAGGAAGGCCAAAUCCUUGUAUAUGCAAAGUCAAAUGAAUGGUGGACAUAAAAAAGGAAAGUCAGGUAAAAAGAACAUGGGACGUAGAAAAGGAAAGCAGAGUAAACCCAAGAAGGUGACCUCUGAGAAGUCCAAGGAAACUACUAGUGAAUAUGAGCAGUUAGCAGUAACUACUGCACGAAGGACAAGAACAAAAAUCUGUAGCAGUUAUUGGCUUAAUGGUCUUCAGUUAUCCCGAAAGCCAAAUGAUGCACGCAUAAUGCUAUUUAAAGAGAAAAAGAGUGUUGUCUCCUCUGAAGAUUUUUCUGGUUCUCUUGAUUAUCCUAAAUGCUGCCUUUGUUGUGAAAAUGAAUGCACCUUGAAUUAUAUUGCAUGUGAGAUAUGCGGAGAUUGGUUUCAUGGUGAUGCUUUUGGGCUCAACAUGGAGAAUGUCAGACAGCUAAUUGGAUUUAAGUGCCAUGUUUGUCUUGAUAGAACUGCUCCAAUCUGUCCUCAUAUGAAGAUUAAUGGAUUGUCUCACCCUGAAAGCAAUGCUGCAAAUGAGUGUGCAGAGGAAUUAUCUAAUCCUGUUUCUCUUCAACCUUUAAGUGAGGUAUGUUUGCCUCUUUUAAAUCUGUGA